AAAGAUCUCUCACACUAAAAUGGACAUCAUCUUGUAUUCAUUAUGCCUGCAAUCAUCAUUCUUGGUUGCCUCAACCCGCAUGCCCCCCCGUUCUCCCCCACUCUCUCUCUCUAACCCCCUCCCCUCUUUCUCUCUCUAUGCAUAGUCCCUAUAUAACACAUACCAACCUCCACUUCUCUCUCCCACCACCUCUCUACCUAUUCACCACACACAAAUAUAUACCAUAACCUCUCUCAAUACAUAUUCGAUCUCAAAUUUCAAUUUGAUCAUCAAUUUCUUUUAAUUUGUUGUAUCCAUCAAAAUUCAAUGGCUAUCUCUGGUUUUGAAGGCUUUGAGAAGCGCCUGGAGCUCCACUUCUCUGGCGACGACCCCACCACCGGCAUCAUCGGCCUCCGGCAACUCGGCUUCGAGUACCUGGAGGAAGUGUUGCAUGCAGUGCAGUGCACAGUAGUAUCAGCUGUGGGCAACCAAUACUUCGACUCCUACGUACUAUCAGAGUCAAGCCUCUUUGUGUACCCCAGCAAGAUCAUCAUCAAGACAUGUGGGACCACCCAGCUCUUGAAAUCCAUCCGUCCAUUGCAACACUUUGUAUUUGAUCACUUGGGUCUCACUCUCUCCAUGUGUAGGUACACAAGAGGUAGUUUCAUUUUCCCCAAGUCACAACCCUACCCUCACACAAGCUUCAAAGAUGAAGUCUUGUACAUAGAAGAGUGCUUGCCAAACCAUCUUUGCUAUAGAAAAGCCUCUGUCAUGCCCUCCAAGUUGUCUUCUCAUGCAUGGCAUAUUUUCUCAGCUAGUGAUGAGUCCCACAUGGUGGUGCAGCACUUGCCCGACGUGUUAUACACUCUAGAAGUGUGCAUGACCGAGCUCGACCGUGUGCUUGCUCGUAAGUUCUUUCGCCGUCCCAAUGAUGGCAAAUCCGGGGACAUGGCCGGGAAGGAGAUGACCGACAUCACCGGCAUUGGUGACAUCAAUCCAAAUGCUCUUAUUUGUGAUUUUGGAUUUGAUCCAUGUGGGUACUCUAUGAAUGGUCUCGACGGAGAUCGGUACUCGACCAUCCAUGUCACACCGGAGGACGGGUACAGCUAUGCGAGCUUCGAGUGCGUCGGCUCGAUUUACGAUGAUUGUGACGAUGUGGUGGGGAUGUUACAUAGGGUGGUGCAAGUAUUCCGGCCGGGGACUAUAUCGGUGUCGAGUACUUGCACUAGCCAUGAAAUGUGGACACGUGUCACAAAAGCACUCGAGCCACUUGGAUUGAAAUGUCGGAGUUGUGCGGUUGACGAAUUUCCAGCUGUCGGGAGCGUGGUUUUUCAAACAUUUACAGCUCGUCGAAAAUAAAUACAAUGGUGAUAGUGACAACAACGGUGGCAGUGGUGGGGGAUGUGGAUACAUUGUGAGGUUUAGAGAAGCGAAAAAAAGGUACGUAAGAUUAGGGAGUUUUUAGGGUUUAGUUGAAAAUUAAAAGUGAUGAAUCAUCAAUGUUGCAUUGUAAGUUCAUUGGAUGGUGGAUGAUGAAUGGUUGUGGGAUUGACUUGUGUAGAAAGACAAAAAGUGGUGGGAAAUAGGGAUGAAGGGGGAUCAAAAAGGGUGUGGGUUCAUCAUAAUAUUGCACCCCACUUAUGUUUGUCACGCCUAAGAUUUUGAGCUUGUGUAUUAGUGGGAGGGUGAAAAUGUGGUCAUGUUGAGGUUAUAUGAACUUUUCUUUCUCUUUC
Molecule: messenger RNA, 1712 nt
Organism: Cornus florida
Lineage: Eukaryota; Viridiplantae; Streptophyta; Magnoliopsida; Cornales; Cornaceae
Product: S-adenosylmethionine decarboxylase proenzyme 4
Exons: 1
Coding region: 307-1338 (343 amino acids)
Biological process (GO): spermidine biosynthetic process; spermine biosynthetic process
Cellular component (GO): cytosol
Molecular function (GO): adenosylmethionine decarboxylase activity
Source: RefSeq, a predicted model, not a curated record